AUGCUUCUUGAGAAAAUCCAUCUCCUGGCAGCACAUGGACCCGUCAAUGUUUAUGAUGCUUUCAGGCUAAUGACCACUGAGGUCAUCCUGCAGUUUGCAUUCGGAAGAAGUGGGGGCCUUAUUGAAGAGGAUAAGAACGGUUUCCGCUCCUGGUUUCUGGAGGGCUUUGACGCCGCUUCAAAAAGCAUUCCCGACUUGCAGUACAAGCCAUGGCUUCGACACCUCACCAAUAUCAUCCCGCAAGCCCUUGUGUACAAACUAAGUCCGGAAAUUGGAAAUUUGUUGGACAUUGCAAAGUUCGCUGAAGGCUCUGUGCGUUUCUGGCAGAUGUCAACAUCUAGACCCGAUCAUCCAGUGGUGUUUGAGAAAUUGGAGACGGUCAAUGAUGCAGACCUAGCAACCGAGGCAAUGGAUAUACUGAUUGCCGGUGCCGACACUACAGCAUCCACUAUGACAACCGGGUUGAUCCAUAUUUUGACCGACCGUGAAAUUGAGCGUCGAUUGGUCGAGGAGGUAGAUUCACUCCAGGUUAACGAGAAAGGCCAACUUCCCCUUCAGGCUUUGGAGAAGUUGGAAUUCUUGGUAGGUCUUCUUGCGCUUCCUAUUCCAGUCGAACUGUGUUAA
Molecule: messenger RNA, 624 nt
Organism: Penicillium atrosanguineum
Lineage: Eukaryota; Fungi; Ascomycota; Eurotiomycetes; Eurotiales; Aspergillaceae
Exons: 3
Coding region: 1-624 (207 amino acids)
Molecular function (GO): monooxygenase activity; heme binding; iron ion binding
Source: RefSeq, a predicted model, not a curated record